This is a messenger RNA of Sorex fumeus (smoky shrew), 4531 nucleotides long. RefSeq names its product MAF bZIP transcription factor (gene MAF). Gene Ontology annotation, molecular function: DNA-binding transcription factor activity, RNA polymerase II-specific; RNA polymerase II cis-regulatory region sequence-specific DNA binding. Gene Ontology annotation, biological process: lens fiber cell differentiation; regulation of transcription by RNA polymerase II. Gene Ontology annotation, cellular component: nucleus. The record is from RefSeq and is a predicted model, not a curated record. NCBI's taxonomy places the organism in Eukaryota, Metazoa, Chordata, Mammalia, Eulipotyphla, Soricidae.
AAAUCUUUUUGCAUCCUCGAGCCGCUGCUCGGGCGGCUGCUGCUCCGCGUCUCGGCCAACCUCCCCUUUUCGCUCGCCUUUGCCUCGCCUUUUCCGCAGGACUUUGCUAAUUUGCCUUUUUUUUUUUUUUUUGAAAGAGAGGGAGGGUGAGGGAAGAGGAAAAAAAAAAAGAAAGAAAGAAAAAGACCUGAAAGAACUAAACUCCCACCCUCCCCCCCACCCUCCUCCCUUUUCCUCCAGCCGGGCUGCGCCUCCGUCUCUGCACUUUGCACGGAGGGAGAGGGGCAGGCGCGAGGGAGAGAGAGAGACAGAAACAGAGAGAGAGAGAGAGAGACAGACACAGAGCGAGCGGAACGGGGGCCAGCGCCAGGGAGCGCGAGCGAGAGAACCAGCCCGGGCCGAAGAGGCGGCGAGAAGCAUGAAGUGCUAGGCGGCCCGCGCCCGGGGCCCGCGCCGCCGGGACCGCUCCGCCUGCAGCCCCCGGGCCGGCGCGCCGAGAGCCUCCCUAUGCCCAGCGCGCAGCCGAGCGGCGAGCGGGGGACGCCGCGCACCGGGCCGCGCUCCUCCGCCUCCGCCGCCGCCGCCGCCGCCGCCGCCGCCGCCGCCGCCGCCAGCCCGAGCCCCGGCGCAGCCCCCGGAGCCGCCCGCCGAGCCUGAGGCCGCCGCCGGGCCCGAGCCGAGCCGAGCCGAGCGAGCGCAGCGCGGCGCACGCCGGCCGGCCGCCGGCCGGGGCGCGCGGGCGAGCAGCGCGCGAGCGAGCACCUUGGCGUGAGCAGGGGGGGCGGAGGGCGGGCGCGGGGGCCCGCGGGCAGGCGGGAGGUGCGAGCGCUCGGCGCUCUCGGGCCAGCCACCGCGGCGCGCGCGCGGGCGAGACGCGCCCCUGCCCGGCAAGCUGGCGCACCCGCUGGCCACCCAGCACAGCCCGCUGCCCCCUCUCCUGCAGCCCAUCUGGCGGAGCGGCGGCGCUGGCGGCGUCGGCGGCGGCGGCGGCGUCGGCGGCGGCCGGAGGAUGGCCUCGGAGCUGGCCCUGAGCAACUCCGACCUGCCCACCAGCCCGCUGGCCAUGGAAUAUGUUAAUGACUUCGAUCUGAUGAAGUUCGAGGUGAAGAAGGAGCCGGUGGAGACGGACCGCAUCAUCAGCCAGUGCGGCCGUCUCAUCGCGGGCGGCUCGCUCUCGUCCACCCCGAUGAGCACGCCGUGCAGCUCGGUGCCGCCGUCGCCCAGCUUCUCGGCGCCCAGCCCGGGCUCGGGCAGCGAGCAGAAGGCGCACCUGGAGGACUACUACUGGAUGACCGGCUACCCGCAGCAGCUCAACCCCGAGGCGCUGGGCUUCAGCCCCGAGGACGCGGUCGAGGCGCUCAUCAGCAGCAGCCACCCGCUGCAGGGCGGCUUCGAUGGCUACGCGCGCGGCGCCCAGCAGCUGGCCCAGGCGGCCGGGGCGGGCGCGGGCGCCGCGCUGGGCGGCGGCGGCGGCGGCGGCGGCGGCGGCGGCGGCGGCGCCGAGGAGCUGGGCCCCGCCGCCGCCGUGGUGUCCGCCGUGAUCGCCGCGGCCGCCGCGCAGGGCGGCGCGGGCCCGCACUACCACCACCACCACCACCACCACGCGGCCGGCCACCACCACCACCCGACGGCCGGCGCGCCCGGCGGCGCGGGGGCGGCGGCGGCGGCGGGCGGCGGCGCGGGCGGCGGCGGCGGCGGCGGCGGCGGCGGCGGCCCGGCCGGUGCGGGCGGCGGCGGCGGCGGCGGCCGGGCGGCGGGGGGCGCGGCGGGGGCGGGGGGCGCCCUGCACCCCGUGCACCACCACGCCGCGGCCGGCCUGCACUUCGACGACCGCUUCUCGGACGAGCAGCUGGUGACCAUGUCGGUGCGCGAGCUGAACCGGCAGCUGCGCGGGGUCAGCAAGGAGGAGGUGAUCCGGCUCAAGCAGAAGAGGCGGACCCUGAAAAACCGCGGCUAUGCCCAGUCCUGCCGCUUCAAGCGCGUGCAGCAGAGACACGUCCUGGAGUCGGAGAAGAACCAGCUGCUGCAGCAGGUCGACCACCUCAAGCAGGAGAUCUCCCGGCUGGUGCGCGAGCGGGACGCCUACAAGGAGAAGUACGAGAAGCUGGUGAGCAGCGGCUUCCGAGAAAACGGCUCGAGCAGCGACAACCCGUCCUCGCCCGAGUUUUUCAUGUGAGUCUGAGCCGCGCUCGCUCGCAGCUCGCCCGCCGCCGGGUCGCGCGCUCCGCGGGGGUCCCCCUCCCGGGUGCGGGCCGGCCCCCCGUCGCCCCCUCCCCCGCCGCGCUCGCCCACCCCCGCGCCGUGCAGCCCCGACGCGCGCGCGCGCGCCGCACGCGCGCACACACCGGCGCGCGCUCAGCCCCUGCACACCCUCCUGCACACCCCUCUGCACACCCCCCUGCACACACACACACACACCUUGGCCGGGCUCCGAGUUGGUGGUGGCGCGGCCGGCUGGCGGCGGUGGCCGAUCUGAAGUCGGGGAGGGGCUGACUCCAUGGAUUGCCAAUCUGAAAUUCUCCCUAACUUCUUAGCUUUUUUUUUUUUUACAAAAAAAAGAAAAAAAACUUGCACAGUGUUUAAAGAUCUCGGCAGAGUUCUUCACUGCAACAUAGCUCGCCUUUGAAACCUGCAUCUUUCACAUAUAUAUAUGUAUACAUAUAUAUAUUAGUUUUUCAUCAGUUCACGAGCUGGUGUUCGUUUUCUGUGUGUGUGUGUUCUGUUUGGAUUUUUUUUUUUACUUUUACUUUUUUUUUUUUUGGAGCUUGCUGUGUUGUCCUUUUCCCCCAACCUGCACCCUCACUCCCUCCUCACCCAUCACCUCCGAGAUAAAAGAAAAAAGGAAAAAAAAGAGCUGGUUUUAUUUUCUCCUCCUGAGUCCUUCCUGUGAGAUUGAGCUUGCAAAGAAAACAAAAAUGUGAAAUGUUCUAUGACUCGCAGCAGCGUGCUGAGUUCCAUCCGGGUUUUAGCAUUGUUAUGCUAAAAUAGAGAGAAAAAAAUUCUCAUGAACCUGCCACAAUCAAGCCUGCAUCAACCUUCAGGUGUGACCUGAGAGUUUAGUCUGCCAUUAAAAACUCAUUCUCAUCUCAUGCAUUAUUAUGCUUGCUACUUUGUCUUAGCAACAAUGAACUAUAACUGUUUCAAAGACUUUAUGGAAAGAGACAUUAUAUUAAUAAAAAAAAAGCCCUGCAUGCUGGACAUGUAUGGUAUAAUUAUUUUUUGUUCUUUUUUUUCUUUUGGCUUGGAAAUGGACGUUCGAAGACUUAUGGCAUGGCAUUCAUACUUUUGUUUUAUUGCCUCAUGACUUUUUUUGAGUUCCGAACAAAACUUGCGACCCUAGAGCCUUCUUCCCAUGAAAGUUUGCAUCCGCUCCAGAACUUCUUUGAGUUAUUCAGAACUUCAGCCUCCCAUUGUAAAUGCACUGAGGGCAUUCCUUGUCACAGAUGCCUGAAAGGGUGAAAAAUUUCACAUGGCAAAUAUUAAAGAACUCCUUGUCACAUUUUCCUUUUAAUACGAAUGGCACCCACUUUGGGGGACUAAAAUUUGUGCUGAUGCGGAAAGCAGUCUAAACCUUAUUUUUUAAGAGAAGAAAUCUGCCCCGUUAUUUUUUGGUUUGGUUUUUAUUUUUAUUUUAUCUUUGGGUUUUUUUUUUGGCUUUUGGUCAUUGUCAAAUGUGGAAUGCUAUGGGUUUCUAGUAUAUAAUUUAAUUCUAGUUUUUAUAAUCUGUUAGCCCAGUUAAAAUGUAUGCUACAGAUAAAGGAAUGUUAUAGAUAAAUUUGAAAGAGUUAGGUCUGUUUAGCUGUAGAUUUUUUAAAAGAUUGAUGCACUAAAUUGUUUACUGUUGUGAUGUUAAGGGGGGUAGAGUUUGCAAGGGGACUGUUUAAAAAAAAGUAGCUUAUACAGCAUGUGCUUGCAACUUAAAUAUAAGUUGGGUAUGUGUAGUCUUUGCUAUACCACUGACUGUAUUGAAAAACCAAAGUAUUAAAAAGGGGACGCACCCCUGUUUAUAUCUGUAGGGGUAUUUUACAUUCAAAAUGUAUGGGUUUUUUUUUUCAAAAUUAAAGUAUUUGGGACUGAAUUGCACUAAGAUAUAACCUGCAAGCAUAUAAUACAAAAAGAAAUUUGCAAAACUGUUUAGAACGCUAAUAAAAUUUAUGCAGUUAUAAAAAAUGGCAUUACUGCACAGUUUUAAAAUGAUGCAGAUUUUUUUACAGUUGUAUUGUGGUGCAGAACUGGAUUUUCUGUAACUUAAAAAAAAUCCACAGUUUUAAAGGCAAUAAUCAGCAAAUGUUAUUUUCAGGGACUGACAUCUGUCUUUAAAAAAUAAUGAAAAGUAAAUCUUACCACAAUAAAUAUAAAAAAAUCUUGUCAGUUACUUUUCUUUUACAUAUUUUGCUGUGCAAAAUUGUUUUAUAUCUUGAGUUACUAACUAACCACGCGUGAUGUUCCUAUGUGCUUUUCUUUCAUUUUCAAUUCUGGUUAUAUCGAGAGAAAGAAUAAUCUACAAUAAUAAACUGCAUUUUUUUUUUGA